AGUUGGCGGAUGCCUUUUUUUUCACAUUGUUUGAUCCUCCCUGCAAAUUCUCCAGUGAAAUAUGCAUUUAACAUUUAGUGCAUUGGUGAAAACGGAACAAGUUGUGGUCAUCCUUUGCACUUCUUUUAAGCACAUGGUCUCUUGGUUGAUACUUUAAUCACUGUGAAUUCAGUGUUAAUUUAAUACCUUCUCUGUUAACCACUGGUGAAUAUUUUUUGGUGUCUUUGGUAAUUCAUUCCAUGGUGUUUUCUUUUAUAUGGUAUUAAACCACAGCACACAUUUGUGUUUUAUUUUUAUUCUAAAUAUAUAAACAUACCCCUUUGUCCUAAAAGUUUGAUGCUGGCAUGUAAACAAGAGGCUGAUUACAGCUUCCUUUUUUGGCAGUCCGGCAGCUGAUUUCUCACUGUCCUUGAAUGAGAACUUUCCCAGAACAGAAACAGUCAGCUUUGGUGACUCACUCAUCUUUUCACUCUUAAAAUAUGACGUGAGAGAUGAAUUGAAAACUAAAUAUGAAUGAAAUCAUUUCAGAAAUUGAAUAGAUUUAUCAAAACAUUCAUCCUUAUUAAGAGUGUGUGUGUGGGGGCUGGGGGGUAGUGUGCAUUGAUGUCCUCAGGGAUGGUUGGGAUUUAAAGGUGUAGUGCUGUCUUGCUAAUAAUACAUUCCAUUUUUCAGCAUAGCAAGGCAUUAGUUUACCUCAGUGGGUCUUUUUCACAUUUGACAUAUUGACUUGAAAAGUACAGGUGUUACUGACAUUAACAAUGUCUCUGUUCUGUUCAAAUGCCCCAAUAAGCUAUAACAAUGGGAAAACAAGCGCAAUACAAGGACACUGAAACUUACCCAGCUAAAAGGAAUGCAGCCUUCAUUAAUGUUAUUGUUUACACCUGUGCUUUUCCUUCUGAGACAUCGAGGUAUCUGUUAUGAAAAAAGGCCUAUCUGCUCACACAGUUAAUAGACGUGUCAGACUGUAAGUGCACACAUUUCAGAUUAACUUCAAACCUACUGAAUAAGAUUGUCUACUGUUACUUUCUGUGUGUGUGUGUCUGUGUGUGUGUGAGAGAGUGUGUGUGUGUGUGUGUGCGUGUGUGCACACAAAGAAGGAGACUGUAUCAAAGGAAUCAAGCGAGCAUAAGAGAAAAAAAGAGUUUUGUGACUUGGACGCACAGUUCCCCUCUCAUGUCUCUCUCCUCUUUACUCUACAACACACUCUGAGUCAUGAAUCAGCUGUGAGGAAUCAAGGUUCCUGUGUAAUGGGUAAACACAAAUCAGUGGUCUGGCUAAGGUCACUAACCCGACCUGCGGUGUCCACUCUACAUGAAUCACCGCAAAUUCAGGAGAUAUACAGACGGAUGGACACUUUAUUAAAAGAAAUGUUUGACAAAUUUGGAAUUAUUUCUAAUAUUACAAGAGCUCCCAACUAACAUUUUUUUUCUGCCUUUUACUCUACACUUUCUUUCCUUUAUCCUCUGUUUGCCUGCUGCCCACUCUGCCUUUUGUCCACCUACAAGCCAUGAAGCACUCCCUCCUGGGGAUCGAUAACCCGCACUGACCAUGGCAUAUUUGCCCUCUGGACCCCAGGACAGUGUGCAAGCACACACCUUCUCUUCACACACUGUUGAAGAGUCUCUCUGCUUCUCGUCCCACCACCGACGUCUCAGGGUAACUUGGAGUCAGCAGACCAUCCAAAGGCUCAGGAGACGGCACACUGGGAGGCCUGGGUGGGUGAAUGCACUGAAGGAUGGCCGUGUUUUGGAAAGCAAUGGCAGGUGGACUGCUGCUCACUUUGAGCCUCACUCUGUUGGGGUGGGGAGUUGAGGGGCAGGGGAACGGACGGGGUAAGAAAGAAGUAUCAGGCGGGGCUACUGUCUACCUCGGCCAGGACAGAGACAUCUGGAGGCCAAUGAUCUACACAACAGUAAACCUUAGUGAAAUCCACAGUAUCAAGUCAUCCUUUCAGUUACGGACCUUUGACCCUGAAGGUGCCAUUUUCUACGGAGACACUAAAAACGGACAGGACUGGUUUGUUUUGUCCCUGAUGGGCGGUAUCCCCCUGAUGCAGAUCAGCAGAGAAGACAUCCUCAUCAGCGUGGCAGGCGGCCCUAAGCUCAAUGAUGGGAAAUGGCACACACUGGAGGUGAGCCACCAAGAGAAGUUUGUGGUUCUAGAGGUGGACGGCUCCAAUAGGCUGGAGGUGGGCAUGCAGUCCAAACAGACACAGGAGAUCCUUGUAGGUGAACUCCGACUGGCCGUUGGUGGGAUCCUGAUCAACAAGGAAAAGAUGAUUGUUCAGUUUGAGCCGCAGAUGGACGGCUGUGUGCGGGAAGGCAGCUGGCUAAACCUCAGCAUCCCCUGGGAGGCGGACGUGGAGGAGCUGUGGCCCUGCUAUCAAAACAUCCAACCUGGCAGCUUCUUCGCUGGCACUGGAUUUGCCAUUUUCAACACCUCAGUUUUCCCCAUUGAGGCAGAUCAUGUGGUCAAGACUGAAUUGUGGGGAGAUUUCAGUAAGAUGGAUGGGACCAUUUUGAGCAUUAAUGUUCCUGGGCAAGAGAUGAUCUUUGCUUUAGUGGCCAAUAAUAACACAAAGGAGGUCACACUCACUUUCGGUGAAGAAAAACUCAGUAUGAAUGACAUUUUCAAGAGACUGGUGAUAACCUUUGAGACAGAUAAACUGCAAGUGUUUCAAGAUGAAGAUGAAUCAAAGACUACAAAGUUAUCUUUUGCAGGGAGCCACCCUGGUUAUUUGACCCCAUGGAGAGAGGGUAGGCUCGCCUUUGGAGGUCUCCUAGGUAAGGGGGAGGACGACGUUGGUUCCCACUUCUUGACAGGCUGUCUGGAGAAGAUCCAGAUCCAAGGGAGGGAUGUGGACCUGGAUUUAGCUGUCAAACACAUGUCAAUCUCCUCUCACAGCUGCCCUGCAUAGACCAUGAAAGUAUGCAUGUUCAAUAUGUGGAUUCAGUGUUUGCAAUUGGUGUGUUUGGAUCCAAAUGAAGUAGAAAAAGUGUUUUAAAGUGAAAAAUGUCUACUAAUAGUCAUUCUGUAGUGGGAUGAGGUAUUUGUACAAAUUAAACUCUAAAAUGUGGAGAAUUUACAAUAAAAUAUGAAUAGGUUGUUCAAUAGAUAUCUCUCCCAUUAGCCCCUAUUUUAACAUAAAUGCUGAUUAAUCUGCAAAAUGUGAGUGCUUUUGUGACCUUGGUACAUGCAACAGUCUGUUUCUAAAUAAAAUAUGAUUAUCCAUAGUAUAGCUAACCAUGAAUAUGAAUUUUACUGCUGCAUUUGGAGCAAAACAAAGACCGAUAGUGUUUUAGGAGAUUUAAAAUUUAGGAGAUUUAAACACUAUGAUGAAACACUAAAGAUAGAUACUGAGUGCAUGGAGUAUAAGUGAGACAGAGAUUUAAAACAUGGAUUUUGCUCCCUCUAGUGGACUGUUGAAGGUAAUGUGAGAGUCAAACCAUUCACUCUGUAUGAUGCUACCCAAACAAUAAUAUUGAUGUAAAAUUAAAAAAAAGAUAGACAAUAGUGUCAAUUUUCUUUAUAUGUCUAUAAAGUUGAAAUAUAUUACAUGUUCCUGUAAAAGUCACCUUUUGAGUUGAUGAAGCAUAGAAGGAAGAGAAAACGUGCAUGUGUGUAAUGCAAGUAAGUCGUAAUGUAUGUUUUUGCCGCAAUAUAUAUGUGCUGCAAUAGCAGCAAUCGGCACAAUGACUAUUGUAAAUCGACAAAAACCCUCUGCGAAAUUUCCCAUAAACCUUAAUGGAAAAUCUUUGUGAAAUCACUUAACAUAGCUCAAAACAACCCCUCUUUGAAGCCAUACUGUAUCGCCAUACUUUAAUGUAGAAAAAUAAUUAAAAGUUUAAACCGAAGACAAGACAUUGGCCUUUAUUGGGCUGAAUGGGCUUCUGAUAUCAAGUACGGUUUCUACCAAAUAACAAUUUAUGUAUGAUCCAGUUUUCAGACCAUUUCAGAUUUUCCAAUGUGUGUGUACCGUAUGGGGACGGAAUGUUGAGAGCCAGAGGGGAGGACAGAGGGGGGAGCUGCAGUACGAUCCUCUGAAAUUUUUACAAACAAAUUUCUCUUCCCCCUACAGUUUUCACUCUUCAUACAUCAUGGUUGGUCAAAAUGUAGGAAAUGUUGUGCCGGUCGCAGACAUGUAACUAUGGAAUCCACCGGACUGUUCAUACCAACUGCCAAUAGAAACAAAGAAAAAGAAAUAUCUGGAAGGACGCAGACGGUUCCCUGUUUGUUACCUGCUCUGUGUCGCAUAUAUUUGACACCACAAACAUCAAAACCACAUCAAUGCAUUUGUCUGACUUUUAUGUCUCUUGUGAUGAUAAUAUUUUGCCGUUUGGACCCACGGUUUUUGAAUUACAGAAUAAACUUGAGAGGUAUAAUUAUCAUUAAAUGGACAUUUUUGACCUGUCAAACAGGACAGCACCUUAGAUAGUCCUGCUUCUAGCUCAAAAACCCUAACUCCUAUCGCUUAAUGUUUAAAGGGACAAUAUGUAACAUUUCUGCAUUAAAAUGUCUAAAAAUGACCAUACCUAUGUUAUAUAUAUUUUUGAGUUGUGUCAUUACACUAUGCCAAAUGUUUCCACCAAAUGUCAAACCCCGAGAAAUCUGUUAUUUUAUUUCUGACACAGGACGUUUCCAUUAGGCGCCUGUCAGUGGCGUCAUAUAACCUUUCACCCUCUAGUUAUUCGUAACUUCCGUCAAAACACGGGCACCCAGAUGAUACGUUCGAGAGUAAUUGUAAAUCAUACAACAUCACAGAAAAAAAUACUUGUAACUGUAAUAUUGCUUUUUAUGCCACAAGGCAUCAUUUCGUGAUUAAUUACAUGCCACUUGGCAACACAAUAAUACAGCAGAGAUCUUAUUUAAAAAGCAGCAGGAUUCGGCCGGGUUCGGGAUUUGGGUUCGGGAUUGGAUUCGGUCAAGUUCGGCUUUGGCCGGGUUCAGGGUUGAGUUCGGUAGGGUUCGGGAUCGGGUUUGGGAUCGGCUUUGGUCGGUCGGGUCUGCUUAUAGCACUGUAUAGUUAUAGCACUUCAUAAUGCUUUUUAACAAUAAUCAUAACACAUUAGGCCUAUAAAGCAUUUUAUUAUGACUAAUAAGGUCAAGUAUCAUAAUACUCUAUAAUUGGUAGUCACUACUAUAAUACAAUAUAAACAUGGGCUUAAUUAAUGUAAUAUAUAUAUUUAUAUAUAUAAUAUUCGACCGAAUCCUGGCACCGAAUAGUCUACAGGAUUUGGCUUCGGAUUCGGCCCAAUAUUCAGCCGAAUCCUGGCACCGAAUCCUGAGGUGAAACGGAGGCUGGAUGAGGUCAGGUGUCGGGGGAGUCACUACUAUAAUACAAUAUAAACAUGGGCUUAAUUCAUGUAAUAUAUAUGUUAAAUGGGUUGGAUUGGUAAAUAUGGUAGGACUGUAUUAGGAAUGAUGUAUUUACGAUGGGUGUCUCACUGGGGUGUCGGUCAGAACACAAAGGAGUCAAUGUAAUUCAAUCCAGAACUUUACUUGAGGUUUUGAAGGAUUUACAGAGCACAGCCAAGCACAAUAGAGUACACUUUUGGUGUACCAAUGACUAUAUGUUUAUAUAGUCAUCUAUGUGUAGGUGAUUAGGAAUAUAUUUGUUUCCUUGUAUGUGUGUGUGGUCUGAAAUAAAGAAGAACAAACAUG
Messenger RNA from Perca flavescens (yellow perch), 5661 nucleotides. RefSeq names its product sex hormone-binding globulin (gene shbg). Gene Ontology annotation, molecular function: steroid binding. The record is from RefSeq and is a predicted model, not a curated record. Lineage: Eukaryota; Metazoa; Chordata; Actinopteri; Perciformes; Percidae. The coding region runs from base 1736 to 2917 and encodes 393 amino acids. The transcript has 8 exons.